AAGCAAGUGUCAAGAUGCUGUGUGAAAGUGAUGACUUUUUGAACUCUCCACCCAAGAAAACUGUGAGGUUUGGUGGGAAAGUAACAGAAGUCUUGUCCAACUAUUCACAGGUAAAAUAUAUUUAUUUUGCAAAAUAAGGGCAGAAAAUGUCAAAGAAUUGGUGUAAUAUUUUAACUUAAAGGUUGACAUCGAAUUAGGUGGUUGGCCAUGUACCUUUCCAAUAAAUCUAUUUUAUAACUUUGUAGAGGGUUUUGUGAACUGAAAGCGUAAUAAUUACUGCCACAGUUGGUGAACAUGCUUACAAUUCAAUUGACAAUGUCUUGUGUGUAUGUGUGUAUAUAUAUAUAUAUAUAUAUAUAUAUAUCUUUGUAGAUAUUUGGCACUGGUAACUGUGUUAAAGGAUCACUAUAGUGUCAGGAAAACAAACCUGUUUUCCUGACACUAGAGUGCCCUAAGGGUGCCCCCACCCUCAGGUCCCCCCUCCCGUGGCGCUGAAGGGGUUAAAACCCCUUUAGCAGCUUACCUUAAUCCAGUGCCGGGCUCCCUCGGCGCUGGUGACCUCUCCUCCCACUCCGACGUCAGCUCCCGAGUGGAGCGGAAUGCGCAUGUUCACGCAUUCCAACAGUCCAUAGGAAAGCAUUUCUCAAUGCUUUCCUAUGGACGUUCUGCACGCUGGGUGCGAAUUUAGCAUCCAGCAUCGCAGAUGCGCCUCUAGCAGCUGUCAGGAAGAAAGCCACUAGAGGUUGGAUUAACCCUGCUAUGGAAUUUGUUGGCGCUAUAUAAAUAAUAAUAAUAAUAAUAAUAAUGUAAACAUAGCAGUUUCUCUGAAACUGAAGGGUUAAAACCUGAGGGACCUGGCACCCAGACCACUUCAUUGAGCUGAAGUGGUCUGGGUGACUAUAGUGUCCCUUUAAAGCAUUUUAUGGGUGCACCUUUGCACUUCAUAGUUGAAUACAUUUAACAGUGGAUAAACUGCAAAGCAUGCUGGAAUGUGUGCGCAUGCUCAUGGAACACGCAGAUUUCAAAAGCAAAAUGCUGCAUUUGACAUUUAGCUACACAUAUAAUAAGUCUUCAUUCUCCAUAAACCUUAUCAUGUUAUGAUGUAUGGAAAACAGUACGAGCUCUGGGUACUUCCAUCUUGGAUGCAGGAUAGAGGUAGAAUGUUAUCUUUGCUGAGGGGAUCUCAAUGUUUACUUGAUUAGAAAAGCUUCCCUCUUCACACUGUUAUAAGAUUAACAGAAUCGUAUUGGCUAAGAGUAUCAUGUGCCACUUAAAAUGGCUCAUUGAAUCCACAGCUCUGUCUUGCCACGGCAACCUAGAAAUGGGACCCAGUGUCCUUAAGAAUUGUUUACCUGUACGCAGGCAGCAGUCAUGAGAGUUCAGAGAUCUCUCCUUACCAGGCUUAUUAUCUGCAAAGGAAUGGACUUUUCCUGUCCGCUGCAGCUUAAAAACAGUUUCCAGGCUCCCUUACUGACUCUCACAUGCAAUCACAUCAAUCGGAGCAUGGAGCGACAGCCUGGGACAGUGCUGCACAGCUUAUCAUGUCUUCUUCCAGACUCCCUCCUCACCAACAGGUACACAGCAGGAGAUGAAAGGGAGAAUAACUGAAUUGUAAAUGUUUGUGUGUGAGGGUUGGGAUAGUUUGGUAUAUUUGUAAUUGUUUACGUAGAAAAAUGUUAGUAACUAGGUGUGCGUUAAAGACAGGUUGCAUUGUGUGACUUUGUCACUAGGUGAAUUACUGUGAGUUCGGUAGUUGCUGAUUUCCUUUUUGUCACUAGGUGAAUUAAUGUGAGUUCGGUAGUUGCUGAUAUCCUUUUUGUCACUAGGUGAAUUACUGUGAGUUCGGUAGUUGCUGAUAUCCUUUUUGUCACUAGGUGAAUUACUGUGAGUUCAGUAGUUGCUGAUAUCCUUUUUGUCACUAGUUGAAUUACUGGGAGUUCGGUAGUUGCUGAUAUCCUUUUUGUCACUAGGUGAAUUACUGUGAGUUCAGUAGUUGCUGAUAUCCUUUUUGUCACUAGGUGAAUUACUGUGAGUUCAGUAGUUGCUGAUAUCCUUUUUGUCACUAGGUGAAUUACUGUUAGUUCAGUAGUUGCUGAUAUCCUUUUUGUCACUAGGUGAAUUACUAGGAGUUCGGUAGUUGCUGAUAUCCUUUUUGUCACUAGGUGAAUUACUGGGAGUUCAGUAGUUGCUGAUAUCCUUUUUGUCACUAGGUGAAUUACUGUGAGUUCGGUAGUUGCUGAUAUCCUUUUUGUCACUAGGUGAAUUACUGAGUUCAGUAGUUGCUGAUAUCCUUUUUGUCACUAGGUGAAUUACUGUGAGUUCGGUAGUUGCUGAUAUCCUUUUUGUCACUAGGUGAAUUACUGAGUUCAGUAGUUGCUGAUAUCCUUUUUGUCACUAGGUGAAUUACUGUGAGUUCGGUAGUUGCUGAUAUUCUUUUUGUCACUAGGUGAAUUACUGGGAGUUCGGUAGUUGCUGAUUUCCUUUUUGUCACUAGGUGAAUUACUGUGAGUUCGGUAGUUGCUGAUAUCCUUUUUGUCACUAGGUGAAUUACUGGGAGUUCGGUAGUUGCUGAUAUCCUUUUUGUCACUAGGUGAAUUACUGUUAGUUCAGUAGUUGCUGAUAUCCUUUUGUCACUAGGUGAAUUACUGUUAGUUCAGUAGUUGCUGAUAUCCUUUUUGUCACUAGGUGAAUUACUGUGAGUUCAGUAGUUGCUGAUAUCCUUUUUGUCACUAGGUGAAUUACUGUUAGUUCAGUAGUUGCUGAUAUCCUUUUUGUCACUAGGUGAAUUACUGUGAGUUCAGUAGUUGCUGAUAUCCUUUUUGUCACUAGGUGAAUUACUGUGAGUUCAGUAGUUGCUGAUAUCCUUUUUGUCACUAGGUGAAUUACUGUGAGUUCAGUAGUUGCUGAUAUCCUUUUUGUCACUAGGUGAAUUACUGUUAGUUCAGUAGUUGCUGAUAUCCUUUUUGUCACUAGGUGAAUUACUGUGAGUUCGUAGUUGCUGAUAUCCUUUUUGUCACUAGGUGAAUUACUGUGAGUUCAGUAGUUGCUGAUAUCCUUUUUGUCACUAGGUGAAUUACUGUGAGUUCGGUAGUUGCUGAUAUCCUUUUUGUCACUAGGUGAAUUACUGAGUUCAGUAGUUGCUGAUAUCCUUUUUGUCACUAGGUGAAUUACUAUGAGACAGUGCUUUUAAAUUUACGUUGUUAGUCAUAGAAUCUAGGAGAUGUCGAAGUGAACUUCAGACAUUGGAUUAAAAUAAUUGUGUUCAACAACAUCUGAGCAGUCACAAGCUUAAUUUUUUCUUUUGUAGAAUAAUGCACUGGAUUUAUCGUCUAACAGGACUUCUUACUAAAAUGAGAAUCGUUGGGAAUUCUAAAGGAGUUUCAAAUUUAAGGCCAAAAUAUCCUUAAAGGGACACUGUAGGCACCCAGACCACUUCAGCCCAUUAAGUUUUUAUAAACUGCAAUAGUUACCUUGCAUGGUUAAGUCCUCCUCUAGUGGCUGUCUACCAGACAGUCACUAGAGGGACUUCCGGCUUCUUAGAUGACCUUUGGUCGUCUAAGCGAUGCUGAACGUCCUCACGCUAUGCAUGAAGACCUCCCGUGUCGCAGGAAUCCCCAUUGGAAAGCAUUGAAUAAUGCUUUCCUAUGGGCGAUUCCAGCUUCUCAAUCCUAUGGGGAGGUCUAAUGCACGCCCAUUGCCGCUCAUGCGCAUUAGGAGCCUGACCCAGCGCCGAGGGACAUCGGUGCUGAAUUCAGGUAAGUGUAUGGAGGGGUUUUAACCCCCUGAUCCCCAUGGGAGGGGGGCACUUCAGUAUUCUCUAGUGCCAGGAAACCGGGUUUGUGUUUCUGGCAUUAGAGAAUCCCUUUAAAAAGGUAGUUUUACAAUUUUUGACUACAUUUUGGAAUUCACUUAGAAUUUUUGUCAGUCCUCACUGUGAAUAACCCUGAAUAGUUGCUCUAUUACUUUGUAGGAGCUAGCGAAAAGAGCAUGCAUUUAGAAAAUAUGUAGUAUUGUAGUAUUGGCUCCUGGUCUGAACAGAAUUAAUCAUGAUCGUAACUUUUUUUUCUUUUAUUUAGGGUAAAACAUCUGACUUUGAUCUUUUGAUGCAUCAGCUGUCAGAUCCCGAAAUAAAGGUACGCUCACUUGAAAUGUCCUCUUAAAAAUGCCGCCUGCCCGCCCUAUACGGUUAUAGUGACAGAAAUCACAUUGAUAUCCCUGCCUUAAUGCUUUUGCAAUUUCUCCUCAUAAUAUCUGUUUUAAACGAGAAGCUCUCACAGUUUAUUUUUUUGUUUCAACAUUCUCAGAGUAAUGAACAUGGAAUCAUGGAAGUUGGAGAAUUUCCAUAUAUUGCCAGGCUGUGCCAUUGUACAAGAAAUUGUCUGCAAUAGAUUGGUUCUGAAAGAUUUGCUUUUGUUUAAGUUCAGUUAAAAUUUUAUGAAUCAUUGUUCAUAAAUCAUUGUAACACAAUUGGCUCAAUCACUUUAUCUUCCAGGCUUCCUGCAAGAAUGACCCAUAUUAAUGUGUUUUUAAUUGUCACACAGGAUGCACAAAUUAUAAAUUGGCUUCACGAAUUCCGAAAUUCUAUUACAUAUCUGACAAUCGACUACGAGCAGCUUGUCAGUAUUUUGUUGGUAAGAGAGAUUUAAUUCUUUCAUUGUUUAGAGAUGCUUACAUCAAAGUAUGCAAUUUGCAUUUUCAGUGUUAAUGUGCAUAUUGUGUGUGUGUGUGAAGUAGUAUAAAAUGUCUGGGAAUCUAAUUUCUUCAUAGAUGUUUAGGUGUGGGUGAACGUUUGAAGUAAAGCUGCAUUACUGUCAUCUUUAUACUCUCUCACAGAAGUUGCCAUGGAUAAACAGAAGCAAAGAAGUUGUGGAGGAAUAUUUGGCCUUUUUGGGGAACCUUGUUUCCGCCCAGACUGUGUAUCUGAGGCACUGCCUUAGGAUGAUAAUCUCACACUUUGUACCUGGUAAAAUGGGAUUUUAUUCAUUUUCACAGUCAUAUAUUUGACCUGAAAGUUAGACUAAUGAGCAUUUAGAGGUAAAUGCACAUAUUCCAUAGUUUGUGAUUUACAGUUGGUGUUAAGAUGCAUUUCUUUUCUUCUACUCUUAAUCUUUGCAAUGCACAAGUUUAUUAAGUAUUCACAAUCAAUAUUCAAAUUAGUAGACUACAACAUUUUGUUUUCUGACUUAACUGUGUUUUGAAAAACCAUAACUUACAAGAAACGGGCAUCUAGUGGUGACAAUGAUCAUUACAGCCAAAUGUUAUGCACGCUUGCUUAAAGCUGCACUGUCAUGCCGAACUUACUUUUCCCCAAUCGAUUCCUCUUCUCUCUCUCUCUCUCAGGAUCUGUUAUUUAUUUCUUCCUGUCUUCUCUAGUUUUCUUUAAAAAUUAAGACAAAGUAGGGACUAUUUGUCUUAUGGAGGUUUCUUACGCCAUGACCAGCUAUGACCAGCGGAGGAGCAAAGUGUGCUUCGUUUCCGGUGGUCACAGCAAUUUUCCCACGAUCCUUAGCUUUCCUCCCUGUUCCCACGAUGCUUCCUGUCAGUAUUGCUGAACGUCCUGUCACUUAGACAGAACACCGGCAAAACUGCCGAAUUGUAUCCUAACAGAAUGAGAACAGUUUCUCCAUUCGUGUUAGGACGCAAUUCGGGACUUUGUUCGUAUCGGAAUUUAAUUUGAAUGAAUGAAACUCCGAUCCUAUUCGUGCUGUGGCUGCAUCUUGCAGCCGCUUAGUAGAGAACUCCCUAAUUCCCACGGUAUUAGGGAGUUUUCUACCAAAAGGCUGAAAGACCUAAAUUGGUCUUUCAGCCACAUUUACUAAUACUAAGUAAAGAUGACUUAGUAUUAGUAAAUUCAGCCCUUACUCUCUAUACUGCGAGUAGGGGCAUGUCUAGUAAAGCCAGUGGCUGGUCACUGUUAAACAAAAAAAAAAAAAACACAUUAAACUGAAGGCCCCCCCGGCCCCCACCCCUGAGCAGCGGGUGGGGGCCCUAAAUGUGAAUGUGGGGAGGGGACCUAUUGUCCUCCCCCCCUCCCCCACCCCAGAGCAGUGGGUGGGGGCCCUAAAUAGGAAUGUGGGGGCACACCUACUGUCCUCCCGCCCCCACCCUGCACGGUGGGUGGGGGACCUAAAUAACAAGGGGGGGCCUACUGUCCUCCCCCAGGCCCCCACCCCUGAGCAGCGGGUGGGGGCCCUAAAUGUGAAUGUGGGGAGGGGACCUAUUGUCCUCCCCCCGCCCCCACCCCAGAGCGGUGGGUGGGGGCCCUAAAUAGGAAUGUGGGGGGACACCUACUGUCCUCCCCCCCGGCCCCCACCCCUGCGCGGUGGGUGGGGGCCCUAAAUAACAAGGGGGACCUAAAUAAGUAUGGGGGGGCCUACUGUCCUCCCCCCGGCCCUAAAUAACAGGGGGGCUACUGUCCAGCCCCCACCCCUGAGCGGUGGGUGGGGUCCUAAACAAGAAUGGGGCGGGACCUCUUGUCCUCCCCCCUGGCCCCCACCCCUAAGCGGUGGGGGGGGCUACUGUCCUCCCCCCACGGCCCCUACCCCUGAGCGGCGGGUGGGUGCUCUAAAUAAGAAUGUGGGUGAGGACCUACUGUCCCGGCCCCCACCCCUGAGCGGCGGAUGGCAGCCCUAAAUGAAAAUUCUCCCUCCCCCCAAUCAAGGUGACUAGGGGUCCCCAAAUAAAAAGUUAUCCCUUACCUACCCCCCUCACCGUAAAAAUAGUGAGGGGGUAAUGAAAUAACUAACCUGAAAAGAAAAAUAAAACUUACCAUUUGAUGUCUUCUGUCUUCUAAAAUCUUAAUUUUUCAGCCUCAAAAAAGGCCAAAUAAAAACCAUCAUACCCGUCGAACUUAAAAUAAAAUAAACCCGAGCGCAAAAAAAAAACCUGACGCUAAAAAAAUUAAUCCAUCUUCACCCGUGGAGGGCACGGUGCAGACUGAGCUCCGCAGGGCGGGGUAAGGCUUAUAAAGAACACUCUGGUUGGUUUAAGCCAAUCAGAUUGCUCAUUGUCAUUUUACACAGCGUAGGAAAAUUCUUUGGAACUUUCCCACGCUGUGUAAAAUGACACAGAGCACUCUGAUUGGUCAGUUUCUUUAAUAUGGCCCCUUAAGAAGCAAUUAGAAGAAGGGAGCUGAUACUGAUUAUCGUUUCUAACCGGUGCCAAUAUUUUGUUGGGGUAGAUGAGUUGUAGUGCAAAUUUUGAGGGGGAGGGGAGAUUACCUGGUGUGCUUUAGAGGAGGGAUAUGAGCUGGUGUGCUGGAGAGUGGGGGGAUGAGUAAAUGGUUUGCAGAAAUUGUCUGGCAUAAUGAUUACAUUGAAAUUGGCAUGUUCUCUCUCUCUCUCUCUCUCUCUCUCUCUUCAUGGUUUUUCUUUCCUCCUUAAUAGCUCGGAUAAUCAUAAGAGAAGGUGAUGUAGAUAUAUCGGACUCGGAUGAUGAAGAUGAUGGUGAGCAUAUAUAUUUUAUUAAUGACAUUCUAUGUACAGAGCUGGUUUAGUCAACAAACAGUGAGUUCUGAUGAAAUAAUAAGGAUCUCAAAUCAAAGGCCUAAAUAGCAGAGAUGGAACGUUUCCACAAUCUGAGCUGUAUUUCCAGCGUUUCAACUCUGCUACUUUAGAUUUUACAACUUAAAACUUGGCCAUUGACCUAAUGACAAGUACAUCAUUUUGGUCCUUAGUCAAAGUGAACCUGUUAUGUAUAAUUGAACUUUCCUGCAGUGGCUUCUAUAUGCAUUGAAUACACCAUUUAUCACCAAGAUAUGCCGGCUCGUGAUCUGGUUGUCCUCCGCUCCACCUCUCUUCUUUUUUUUAAUUUGCCCUACUUGGGAUACUUCUGCAAGCAGGGCAAAUCUCUGGUCAGUGACAUCGGCAUGCUGCUUUCAUUGCCAGCGUUCUGGCGUCGGAAUGGAGUCCCACAGAAGAUCCCUCUAUUCUCCCCCCGUAGUAACCACAGUGCAUAUGCUGCGAUUGCUAUGGAAACUCCUAGUUUCUAGUACUGGCUAGGGAGUAUAGGAAAGGAGUGACCCUAGAAGUGCAAGCUUAGGAAGUUUCCAUAGCAAACGCAGAACAUGCACUCUGGUUGUUAUGGGAGGAGAGCAGAGGAACCUCCUGUGGGAGGUCUUUUCUGAUGUCCCUUGUUAGUCAAUGAUCGGCAUGCCUCGGCAUUAAUUGAAAGCUGAGACAAAAAUCUAUUUAAAAUAUUUUUUUUACUAAUCUAUACAUUUGCUAGCAAAAUUGCUAGCUUAAUGUAUAGAUAAAAUUGUAUGCUCAAUCUAAUGAGUAUAAGUUGUUUUGGGCAUGACAGGUGCCUUUUAAGAACUGCUGACGUGGAGCAGAGCAAAUUUUAACUUCUCACUAUGUGGAUACAGAUACUUUCCCUAAGUAGUAGUGUGAACAUUUGUGAGUUUACAUUCAUGCGCCUCUACGUAUCAUUUGUUUUCACAACUAGUAAUAAAAUGCAAAUAGGUUUUUAUUUCCCACCCCAUGUUCAAAUUUUACAUGAAUGACCUCCAUACUGCAUCAUUGUACAAAUUCAGUUUUUUGGGGGUUUAGAUUUUUGUACUGAACAAAAACAUUUUUUUAUUUUUUCUAUAAAUACGAUCUAUUAUUUAUUUAAUUUUUAAAAAUUCUUUAUUUGGCAGCAAAAAAAAAUGACACAUUGCAAAACAACUUCACAGAUGACAGUAGUACAAUUUCAGAGCUGUCCAAAUUUUAGGAAUAGGAGUGACAAGUAAGACUUGCAGUGUUAUUCUACAGAUCCUUUAGGGUACUGGCACAAUACAGUUAUGAGCACUCCCAAGAGUCUUAUAUGAUGAGCAAGAUCAGGUCACUCCUUAAAAUGUAUACAAAAUAGGAACUAAAAACAAACAAAAAGGGGAGUACUAAAUAAUAAUAAUAAUAAAAAAAAAAAAAACGAUUUAAGCAAGUUUGUGAAAGUUAAUGUUUUUAUGUUUAUGUGACCUGUAAACAUUUCUUCUGCAGGUAUAUUUUCAACCUUUAAUACUUGUCACAGGGCACUCCAAAUAAUAGCACGAUACGUUCCUUCGUAAGUACCAAAUGAUUUUCGUAAACGUCAACUUUUCUUGUCAGAUACAAAACAAGUUCAUAUGAAUUUAAAGUUUUUGCAUUUCUCAAUUAAUUUUUCAAACUAUUUUUUUCUAACAGUCUUUGGCUUUCAAUUAAUUUCUGAUGUUUAAUUUUUAAGUACUUUCUAGUGUGACACGGGCCAUGACUACUCAAUCAGCCUGUCACAGUCACCCUUUGAAAGUAGUAUGUACUAUUUGUCUCAAUCGGCGGCUAUCCUCAUUCGCACAGCAGACCUUAUACAGUUAAGACUGAGAUUAAGGAAAUCUGGGGGCAAAAUAGUUUGACCCCUAAAGGUAUAAGGGUGUGUCCAGACACUUCUGCCCCAUAACCGUUUCAGUGAGUUGACGUUUUUGUGAGUGUUGCUUCUGUGUACACAGCUGUGACAUACAACUACACCCCCUUUUCCAUCUCGUGUUUCCUCUUUCACACAUUUAGAAACAAGGUCUCUCUCUUUUUGUUUUGGGGUUAAAUGUCACUCUGUUGGUGGAAGCAUUCUUUGUUUUUGUGAUGAUUAAUAUGCACAUGAGGAGAAGGCAAGUAUCAAUUAUUCAGCUGAAUUUAAAUAUAUAUUAAAUUCUGUACAGUGAAACAUCUUCAUAGUAAAUUGGGGGAGGGGAGUGGGAGAGAGAUAAUUAUUUGCACUGGGGAAGGCAACAAUUUAUAGGUUUAUAACAAUCAAAAACAUGUGUUUUCAUAAAUCCCUGGUUUUGGUUAGAGUAGCCAUUUCUGGGGUGGUCCCUGCCCCCCUUCCAAAGAAAAAAAACCACUGAGGAAAAAAAAUAAAUGCUAAAACUUCUAUUCCAAGUUCUUACCUAAUCCCAAUCCUCAAUGCCCGGAUGUUAUUCCCCUUUCUGGAUUGGGAGGAUGAACUGAGGGAAGGACAGGGGUGGCAUGAAGCUCUUCAUUUAUUAAUUUUUUGUGUGUCCGCAACAUCCCCACUUAGUUUCAGAGUCUCUAAAGUGAGAAUUCAAAGUGACUUUUACAUUUACAGGGAACCUGUCACAAUGAACUUUGACUCAUUUAAAAGAGGUAAAAACUCCAUCUAUACAUUGUGCUAGAAGUUUCACUAGCAAAUGUAUAGAUUUGGAGAAAAAAAGCAUUUUUUUUCCUCCCAAUCUGACGCUCAGUGUUGAGGAAUUGAUAGUCAUCGAGAGCAGAAGAGAGCUCCCAUAGGACAUCCCUUUGCUUUCUUACUAUAGCAACCACAGCGCAAGCUCUGUGGUUGCUAUGGUAACUCUAGACAGCACUGACUCGGGACUAAAGGAACAGAGUGACGUCACUCCGUUCAGAUGCCGGCACUUUGGCAACAAAGCCAGCAUAUCGGCGUCAUGGAGGUUGUUUGCCUGCUUUGGGAAGUUUUCCCAAGCAGGGCAAAUCAGAGGAGGAGCACAUGCAGACCGGAGGUGGGUGCUACAGAAGUGUGGACAGAUAAAGCAGUUUUUCUUUAAUAUAUUUUACAGAAUAGUCAUCCUCUCUAUUCUCCGCCCUGAACAAUGUGUCUCUCUCUAUUUUGUUUUUUUCAGGGCACCAAGAUUUCUUAUGCCAAUACUUGUGGAAAAGUUUCCUUAUGUGAACAAAUCUGUAAGAACAAUGGUGAGUGGUCUAUUUACAUAUGCAAAGCCAUAUUCCUAUUGUGUUUUUUUAUCCCACCUCUUUUUAGAUUCUAAGCUCAUUUGAGCAGAGCCCUCAUCUCAACCUAUUGCUCCUGUCAAAAUAUGUAAUAGUUUGUCUCAUUUGUUAAAAUCCCCUUGAUAAUAUUGUAAGACACUUUGCACUGUAUGCCAAUACUAAUAAAAUUCGUUAAGCAACUUUUUUUUGUUUUUUGCAGUUAACAUUUUAUUGAGGACAAAACCUAAAAUAAGCAGUAAAAUAUAGAAGCUUAAGUCUUGAAUACAUAAGAUUUUAGCAACAUUUUGUAAGCCAAGACUGCCUAGUUGAGGGAAAUAAAAAUCUUCAAUUUAAAGGUGUAGAGAAUGUUUUCCACCUUUGCAAUUUUUUGGCAUAUUUUUGCAACUGCUCCCAGCUCACUUUGUUGCAGUGAAUAAACCCUGCUAUGUAGACUCUGUUGCUCUAAUACAAAAGUAAAGGUUUUAACCUGAUAGCUAAAGUGUAACAUGUGAUGGAUAAAUCAUUGCUUUUGUCUAAUGGAUAUCACGUGUGGAACAUGAUCUUAAGAGUUAGGCCGUGUUAGAGAAAAAGGUCAAAAUCCAUGUUCUUCACCUUAGCAACGCCGUUAUAAGAAGUUAUCAACAUGUAAUAUAUUUUGUUAAUGUGCCAAGUUCAGAUGUAUCAGUGGAGUUUAAACAAACCAUGUUUUUACUAAAAGUGGCCCUGUCACCUCAAAAUUGCCUUUCUCUUAUUGUUUCAUCUUCUCUUCCUCUUUCAGAAUCCUCAUUUCUGAUCUAUUUCUCUUUAAAACAUAAGACAAAGUAUGGACUGCUUAGUUUCCCCCCCCUCUUAAGGCAAGCUCCACUUCCUUUGUCAAGCAAACAAAGAGUGAAACUUUCCUUAAUUUCUUCCUUGUCUUGUUUAAUGAGAAAUAGAUCAGAAAUGAAAGGAACACUAUAGGGUCAGGAACACAAACAUGUAUUCCUGACCCUAUAGUGUUUAACCCACCAUUUAGGUUUCUUGCCCCUCCCCCCCUUAGACCCCCUACAAAAGUUUAAAACUCACCUUAUUUCCAGUGCCGCGCGGGUCUCUUUGUGACAUCAUCAAAAUGGCCGAUUUUUAGCCAAUCAUUUUGAAUGAAUGCAUCUAUAUGAGGAAAAUUCAGCAGCUCCAUGCAGAGCUGAACGUCAGGGCUGCUUUUUCAGGUGUUUUUUGGAGGUGUCCCUAGAGGCAAUGUAAACACUGCCUUUUCUCUAAAUGCACUUUACAUUUCUCUGAAAAAGCAGUGUUUACAUGAGAAAAGCCUGAAGGGAACUGUUAUACUCACCAGAACAACUACAUUAAGCUGUAGUUGUUCAGGUGACUAUAGUGUCUCUUUAAGAAAAGAAGAUAUUCUGAAAGAGGAAGAGAAGAGGAAACGAUAGGAGAAAGGUAGGUUUGAGGUGACAGGGCCACUUUAAGAACAUUCUUGUAGAAAGAAAAGUCACGUGUCUACAAUGUUUACUCGGCACCUAACACUCUUCCAUGCAGAUAAUUAUAUAGAAUGGAAUCCAUCUUAGAUCAGUUUAGGUAUGUUUGUAGGCCCAUAAACACAGAUCCGUGUUUAACAAUGUAUUAACUAUCCACUGACUUAAGGUGGAAGGGGUUUUUAAUCACUUUUUUUCCCUACCAUAACUAUUUUGGUUUGUGCUCCGCAAGUAACGCCAAGCCUCAAUAGCAAGCCACUAGCCAACCUCAUGCAUUAAAAACAAGACAGAUGCCCAUGAGUGGUUCACUGGCUUUGCAUCUUUUCAUGGGUUGCGUUUCAAAGCAGCAAACAUAAACUCCAAGGAAUCCGUGUUUAAAAUGGAAUAAUGAGGCAAAAAUGUCAUUCUUUCUUUAACUCAGUUGCAUACACCCAUCCAGAAUCCCACAGAUCUGUGUUUAACAAUGUAUUGAGAAUAUAUAUAUAUUUUAUUCUGCCAAAUACUAUUCGAUAGUCACCAUCCUUUUUAAUUAACUACAAUGUGUUUUGUUUUUAUGUAAGGAAUGCUAUGUGCAUAACCUUCUAAGGAUUACUGUGUAUUUCCCAACCCUGAGACAUGAUAUUCUGGAGCUGGUCUUUGAGAGGUUACUGAAAAUUGAUGUAAGUAGAAAUAUUUUCUAUCACGUUCCCCGUAUCCCUUGCGUGUUCCGUGUUUAUUAUGUUAUCUUGACCUAACAUGUGAUGUGACUAUAUGCUCUCAGAAAAGCAGAUGAUGUGAAACCUCCACUUCUGUUCUCACUAUAAUCACUUUACACGACUAAGAAAUUGAAACACUAGCAUGCACCUCCUAAUCAUAGAUGAUGGGAUUUCCUUGCACUUUACAUUUAGCUCUGGGAAUCCUUGCACAUCCACAGCCAUUUAACACUGGCGCCUUUUCACCACAUUUGAGCACUCUUCUCUAAUUACUGCCACCAUAUCUGGUAUGAAUUGGUAUGGGACAAGGAGGAAACAUAGCUGCAACUCCACCAUAUUGUCAUUGGAUUCCAGGUGGCUGGGGAAUGAGCAUCUCUGCUAAACAGUGAUGUGGGAUCAGGUGCCCACGGCCUGCAGGCAACAUAUCCACUGGUAUCUGUUGAAGUGGUUAUGGUUCCUUUAAUGCUCGCUAGAACUGGGACCCAUCUUCCAGAUACUUUGAUUGGCCAUCCCCUUCUGAUGCUCUUUGGCAAGAGUUACCAUAGCUUUAAGUUGCAUGUUCAAUGUGAAUAGUAAAGCUUACAUUGCCCGUCAUUCUGGUUGUGUACAGUCUUAUAUGAAUGUCGUCUUGCAGGUGAGCGCCUCACGCCAUGAAAUAGAGGACGCUGAAGAAGCUGCGUUACAGAAAGAUGGAGCCAAUAAAAGCGGCACAGAAGAAGGGCUUUUCAACAUGGUGAGAUAUGCUUUUUAAAAAGAUAUCGAGAUUGGCCUAUGAAAAAUAUUUUGUGUUAUAUUUAAUUGGCAUUAUGUAUGUUUCUGUAGAAUGUAUUUGCUUCUGGCGACAUUUCAAAGAGACAUCCACUGACAAUUUGUUGCAGCAUCAUACAAAAGAAUUUAGAUGUGUUUUUUUUUUAUACAGAAUUCAUGAUUUCUUAAUUUUUUAACACCAUAGUGUUUGGACUUGACCCUUGUUUGCUGCUUAUGGCAGAUGGCAACACAAUGCAUAACAGGAAACAUAUAUCUGAGAUUUUGGAUAAAACUAUGUGCAGCGUUACAUUUUAGUGAGUGAACUUGGCACACACAAUGAAGCUGCAUGCACCAUCCUAUAUCACCAUCACAAAAGCUCAAGUAAAUAGAAGCCAGUGAUACCCCUUUUUGUGCAAAUGGGGUUGUCUUCCUUUUUUUGCAAUGAUUGACAUAGUAUUGUGGCUGCAUUGUGCAUGCGCUGUUGGCAGCGUAUAGUCCUCUACAAUGAUCUCUGAAUUAUUGGUAUCAGCCGGUGUUACUGGAGGCAGAAUGUUACCACUGCUUGUAUUAGGAUAAUUCACAUACAGUAUAAAUACAUAAAACGUCUUCAGUAAAUGAGAAUUGUUCAAUUACGGUGCUGCAUAGUGAUGCCACCAAGUGGACAUGAACAACGUUUUAAGCUUUCUUUUGUGGAUUCAAUUAAUUUCCUAUCUACUCAGCAAAUGUAAUGUAUCGGUUACAGUUUUAGUGUUUUUCUUAAAAGGUGCAUUCUCUUUGUAAAUAAGCUUUUAGAUCAAAGUGACACUAUAGGCACCAAAACUACUUUAGCUUAAUGAAGCAGUUUUGUUGUAUAGCUCAUACCGCUGCAGUCUCACUGUUCAAUUCUCUGUGAUACAGGAGUUAAAUCACUUUUGUUUCUGUUUAUUCAGUCAUAGUUACACCUCCCCUGGCUGUGACUGACACAGCCUGCACGAAAAAAAUGGUUUAAUUUUCAAUCAGAUGUUAACAUGCUUUAUAAAUUUUCACCUCCUGCUCUGUGUAAAUUUCUUUAACCACAUGCAGGAGGCAGGGUCUAGAAUUCUAUUAACAGCGCAGGAGAUAAGAAAUUCUAAAUAAAGAGAAUGUGCAAUAAAUAAGUUUUAACGUUAGAUCUCUCGUUGCAGGAUGUGUUUAGGAAAGCUUUGCAUGUCACAUGCAGGGAGGUGUGACUAGGUGUAAACAAAGUAUUUUGAUUCCUAAAUGGCAUUGAGCAGUUAGACUGCAGUGGCAUGAUCUAUACAACAAAACUGCGUCAUAAAGCUAAAUUUGUUGUGGUGCUUGCGUGGUCCCUUUAAGAGUUUUCAUUAAGCCCUUCAAAUUUUACUGUAUUGUUGUUAUUUUUAUUAUUACUCUUAUUAGCAUUUAAAAUUGCUUUUCAAAUAGGAUGAAGAUCUGGAGGAGAAUGUACCUGUUGCCGUAAACAGUGAAAUUAUGGCUCAUCCUGCAGCUGACCGUCUGGAUACAUUGAUGCUUGUCGUUUUUGCUUACAUAAAAAACAUGUGCUACACCAGUGGUAAGUCUAAUUAGUAAUACUGAUUGCAGAUACUGUCUUUUAUCACUGCAACUCCACAGACCAGUAACGCAAGCUUAUGGAUUUUAAAUGUAGGGGAUCUAAACAUUUACAUUUCAUAUGCAGAACGAAAAGUCCUGCGCUCACUCCCAUCACUGGGCGGCAGCAAUGACUACAGUACACAUCAGCCCCAAUAUAUAGUAAAAACCAAAGAAAAACAGGUUACCUGCGCUCUCUCCUUAAUCCCUAUGUAUUUCUAAAACGAAUUGAGGUUUUUUAGUUACCUCCAAUGGCCAUGAGAGGAUAAGCCCAACUGCCAACGUCAAGGCAGUCUCCCCCCUCCCCCCCAGAUGGUCCUAACUCUAACCAUUCACCUUGCUUCCUUGAGCUUAUGGCAAAGAUCUCUAAUGAGACAGAAAGGGGUAUUUUUUAUAUACACCCCUAUAUAUUAACCCUUAAUAGGGAACACAUGGGAUGGGCGGCUGCAUUGUAACAAGGCUGAGUGAUACAAAAAAUGGAUACAAAUGCCGAAAGAUAAGUCCUGCGCUCACUCCCAUCACUUGGCGGCAGCAAUGACUACAGUACACAUCAGCCCCAAUAUAUAGUAAAAACCAAAGAAAAACAUGUUACCUGCACUCUCUCCUUAAUCCCUAUGUAUUUUUAUGUUUUAAAAAUACAUAGGGAUUAAGGAGAGAGCGCAGGUAACAUGUUUUUCUUUGGUUAUUUACAUUCCAUAACCUACUGCCUAUACUUGUCGAGUUAUCUCAAGACUAUUUGGCAGGCAAAAUAAUUCCCUAAAGUCCCCUAUUGGGUGUUGUGAUCUGUAUGGACUCUGUUAACUUGUGUAGUGUAACAUAUGUUUUUACCUUGCAGGCUCUUUGGAUCUGAACAAAACUAAAGAUUUAUACAAAGAUCUGCUGGCAAUAUUUGAUAAACUGAUUUUACCAACACACGCUUGCUGCCACGUGCAGUUUGUCAUGUUUUAUCUCUGCAGCUUCAAACUGGUGCGUAUCCCAUGUACUCUUGUCUUGCUGGUUAAAAUGUUACUCGGCGUAGUGACCUAGGCUGCUAACGCAAAUAAUGCUCAGCAUCUGUUACUUUAUGUUGGAGGAAGGGGAAAGUUAUCUUGAAAUAUACUGUGAGAGUUUCAGAGAAAGUGUUUGUAGCAUUAAAGGGACACUCCAGACCCCUAAAACUAAAUGUAGCUUGAUGUAAAGCAUUGUGUAUAAAGAGUGUCCUUUUUUUUUUUUCUUCAAAUUGCGGGUUUCUUUAGAAAUUGACACUUUUAUAAAUUAACCUGGUUACAUCCACCUUGCUUUUAAGUAGACAACCGGUCCUGUUAAUUACUGGUUGUUUAGCUCAGUGGAGAUAAACUCAAGAGGCAGCAAUUGCCCAGAGCACCUGACUUGCAAAGACUUCUCAUUGAGCUGCAUUGGGAUGUCUGUGAUUGGACAGCCACAGAAAGUCUGGGCUGGGGAAAGGGGAGGGCUUGCAAAGACAGCAGACUAGGGAACUGCAGCUUUUGCAGGCGGUGUUUAGAUAUACCACAUAUGGAAAAGUGCAUAAUUAAAUGCAUGCUAUUUUUGAAUUGGCUUUUAUCUAUUAAACAGUGAUUUUUAUUUUGAGCAGUGGAGUGUCACUUUAAUCAGUGGAAUCGUGCUGUCUAGUUUUUGUCGAGUAAAUGACCGUUUGAUAGCAUCUCAAUUGAAAAAUAUUUGUAUCAAAAUGAUGUACCAUGCAUCACAUAACCCCAUUCAUUUUAUCUUAAUUUAAAUGGAAAUUAAAUAAAACCAAAUUACAUUUUUAUAGUAAGCAUAUAGUUUAAUUAAAAGUAAUAAAGGCUUUAAAAGACUUAAAUAGAAUUUCACAUAUCUCUUCCUGCUAUUGACUCAAAUUUGAAGCGAUACCCUGUUUGUCGCAAAAUAUGCGAAACUUCCUUCACGGAUCAAACGGCAUUCCGAUUUCUCCUUGGAUCAGCAAGCUGUCACCUCUACAUGUUAUACAUUACAUCCUUGAAUAUUCAGGUUUUUAUUUUUUCACCAAAAAGUAUCCAGAUGCUUUAAAAAGUGUGUACUGAAUCUAAUAAAACAACUUCCAAAUGUAGAGAAUUCUACAUCUUCAUUGUUUUUUAUGUAAAUAAACCUUUCAUCGAAUCUAAAUGGGGGGCUUCUUGUCCUUUGUACAGUUCUGUUAAUGAAUAGGUAACUUUGAAGCUGUAUAUAAUAUUUUUAUGCAGCAUCGUGGAAAAUAUUGACCCUUAUUGAUCCUUAAUGACCAAAUGUUACAUGUUGUCAUCUGUGCCAGCAGUGUACUAUUUAUUUACUACCAGUGGCUCUCUUCAGCUUUGCUGUGAUCAAUUUAGUGGCCAUUUGUGUGUUCGAAUAGGAACCUUAUCCAUUAGACUGUUUUGGCAGCAUCAACUUUAACGCCCUUAAAGGUUUGAAAAUGCUCUCAUGCUUAGCGGGAGUUCUGGAGGGCUCUGUUUCAAUUCGCAAAUCCCAUCAGUUCGCUGUUAGAAUAAAAUGCCAAACAGAUAUAUAGAUCCGCUGAUAUAACUAAGCAUGUCCAGAAGUGGUAGCCUCACGAAAAUUCGGUGCACAAGUGCAAGUCUCCAGAUACAUCUCUUAUCUAUCUUGCAAGCAUUACACUGCAGAAAGAAGUGUACAUUUGACUUAAAUGUCUAAUUUUUCCUCUCAAGUAUGUUUUACUAAGAAGAUUUUUAUUCUGUCCACCUUAUUUAUGCAAAGCUUCUGGUCUUUGCAAGUAUAAAAUCCACCGGUGACACUUUUAUGCUAAUAUAAAACUGUUCAUGUUUUAUAAAUCUCCGCGUUUGACAUGGUCGCUCUUUUAUUGCAGGGAUUUGCAGAAGCAUUUUUGGAACAUCUUUGGAAGAAACUGCAGAAUCCAAACAACCCUCCAAUUAUCAGACAGACUGCUGCAACCUACAUUGGGAGUCUUCUAUCUCGAGCCAAGUUCAUUCCUGUGUUGUAAGUGACAGUAAAAAUAGGUGUAUAUAUUAGGUUUAAAAGACAAUUUAGAACAGAGUGCUACAAUCACCAAUGUGGGUCACUCCACCUCACAUAAAUAAGUAAAUAAAACCGUAAAAGUGGUGAGAGCACACACAGAAUAAAAUAUCAAAUUAGUUACCCCUAUGUUCAAUUAAAAUCAUAUUUCUGAGCCACUUAAAAUAAAAGCUGGCUCAGACUAAGAACGUUGAAUGGAUUGAUGUAGUGAUAGCUGAAAUCAAAUGCUAACUGCUUGCUCGUCCUUUCUUAAAAAACCCAGGAUGCAGGAUCUUAGUAAAAGGUUUAUUAUUCCAGAGUAAAAAACAGCAGCAAAAAUGAAGAUCAGCAAUCUCACUCUCCACACACUGAUGCGUUUCAGCCGAAGCUUUUAUCAAAGUGCAAGUCCAUUCAGUCCAUUCUUAGUUUAAAUAGGAGCCUUUUCACGCCUUUCUCCCGUUUGGUAAUAGGCUCCUCCCCUUCCAUUUAGACGCAACCAACAAUCGGGCAUCCUAGCGUCCAUAGUAACCUUAGUUUACCUCCGCGUUUGUCAGAAAUGACGUGGGGAGGGUCUCCUCGCUUGUGCUGAUUAAUAGUUAAUGUUGCAAAAAGAAACUCCUACUGCAACAUACUGCAUACAUAUUAUCACCAUCAAACUUUAAAACAAUAUUACAACAAGCUAAGUUUUCUAAUGCAUAAAAAAUCGAAUCUUUCCUUUUCCUACAGAGACACACUGAAAAAAGAUUAGUAGAAAAAAAGGGGAAUAAUAUCAUAUUAUUCAAUUUAAAGACACAGAAAUGCUGGGGGGAAUAAAUCAAAUACAGAGUACAAGCGAAAAACUAACAUAUUAUCCAACAAUCUCCUUUUAAUAAAAAACAUAUUAAUAACAUGUUGGUAUGCUUCAGAUAAAUUAGGAAAAUAGUAAAAAUACAUUGAAAAUAUUAAUGUUAAUACAAAAAAUGUACAAAUUCAUGCCUCAAAUAAAACCACAUACAUUUCCUAAAAUAUUUAAAUUACAUUACAGUCUUUAAUAUAAUAAAUUAAAUACAUUUAAAAGAAUAAAUAUUGUAUGCAGGAUGUUGCAGUAGGAGUUUCUUUUUUCAACAUUAAAGAUUAAUCAGCACAAGCGAGGAGACCCUCCCCACGUCAUUUCUGACGAACGCGGAAGUAAACUAAGGUUACUAUGGACGCUAGGAUGCCCGAUUGUUGGUUGCGUCUGAAUGGAAGGGGAGGAGCCUAUUACCAAACGGGAGAAAGGCGCGAAAAGGCUUCUAUUUAAACUAAGAAUGGACUGAAUGGUCUUGCACUUUGAUAAAAGCUUUGGCUGAAACGCGUCAGUGUGUGGAGAGUGAGAUUGCUGAUCUUCAUUUUUGCUGCUGUUUUUUACUCUGGAAUAAUAAACCUUUUACUAAGAUCCUGCAUCCUGGGUUUUUUAAGAAAGGACGAGCAAGCAGUUAGCAUUUGAUUUCAGCUAUCACUACAUCAAUCCAUUCACCGUUCUCAGUCUGAGCCAGCUUUUAUUUUAAGUGGCUCAGAAAUAUGAUUUUAAUUGAACACAGGGGUAACUAAUUUGAUAUUUUAUUCUGUGUGCGCUCUCACAACAUUUGCUGUUUUAUUUCCUGUGUUGUAAGUGCUGGUUUCCAUUUUAUCAAGUAAUGGGUAGGCAAAGACAAUAACUUGGGGGUGUCUGAGUUGGAAUGAGGGCAAUUUGUGGCCUAUUCCAAUUAUUCAGUGUGAGAGAGGAUCAUGAUACAAUCGACAGAUCCUUUCCAUACUAUGUAGAUUCCAAACUACAGGUUGUUGUGGAUACACCUUUCAUGGUACAUGCUUUGUAAGUAGACAUGUUUGCUAGUCUUUUUUUUUUUUUUAUUAGUGCUUAUUGUCAAACAUACUUGAUAAUAUUACGUAUUAAGACAAUAUAAAAGUAUUUGUUAAUUUUGUCUAUGGCACUUUUUAGAGUAAUAUAUAUAGUAUCAAAGCGCAUUUUAGAAGUGAUCACUUUAAGGUAAUUAAAUUCUCCUAUACACGGGAGAGACUUUGAGAAUCACGUUCCACCCCAGGUAUAUUUAAAUUAAGGAUAUUAGGGUAUUGGCAACAUUACUGAAUAUUUCAAUAAAAAUUAAAAUAAACUAUCACACCGGAAUCAGAUAGUAGAUUCUGAAUAUCAAGGUCUGAGGAGGCCGGAGGCCUGCAUUCACUCAGUCAGCCGCCUACCUCGGGGCCUCAAGGUGGACCAAUCUCCAGCUCCAGUACAAAAUUCCUAGUCACCAUGGCGGGCUGACGCCUUGGAUUUGUUGAGCCCCGACUUAAGAAACAUUCCAUCCAUGAGUUGCUGUCUGCAACUGUGUUGCUGAAGCUGUCUUCAAUCCUCCUUGAAUACUCAGAUUGGUCAAAAAAGUGUGACGUCUGCUAACUGAUUUGUUUUUAAUGGAUAAAAUAAAAUGCCAUCCAGUAUACUUGUGAUCCGCACAUUCUGCCAUCCUUUAUAACUGCUAAUUUAGCCAAGCAUAUCACCUGUGUGGAGUGUAGUUGGCACUAGCUGGUUCUUCUACUCCUCCUUCCACUGCCGUGGUUUGGCCCCACUGGGCAUUCAUGUCUUCUACUAUAUCAGACCGCUAUUGUACAUGGGUUAUGCUUGUUAGGAGCCUGUUAUCAGGCAGUCUGUUAGGGAGAUUAGUGCCUUUUAUAUUUUUGCUCAUUGUGCUCUUUUCGUGAGUGGCAUUUUUGACUAGUGACCAGAUUAAGGGGGAAAAAUGCCGAAUUUUUUGUGAAAUAACUGAAUUCUGUGCAGAGCAUUGAAGUAGACGUUAUUCAGAAAUUUCAGAGUUCUAUGUUUGUUAAUUUAUUUUAGCAACUAGAUAUUGUAACUGUAGACGUAAUCCCAUGACUGCUUGCAAAUUAUUUAAUCUUGUCUUUAUAUUGCUCACUCAGGACUGUGAAGGCAUGCCUUGAUCUUCUGGUGAACUGGCUGCACGGUUACAUUGAUAACCAGGAUGCAGGUAGCCGAGCUUUCUGUGAUGUAUCCCUUCAUGGCCCGUUCUAUGCAGCAAGCCAGGCUGUUUUUUACACCUUAAUAUUCCGUCAUAAGCAGCUGUUGGAAGGAAAUUUACGAAAAGGUAUGUUGUGGUUUUGUUAAAAUGUGUAUCUGAAGUUUCACGCAAAGUAUUACGUAUUACUCCUGUUUUGAAACCAUUAUGCCUAAUGUAUGGUCACAAUGAUUGAGCCGCUUUCUGAGCAUUCUUGCGUUGCAGUGUGAAAUUAGUUCAGUUACAUUGUGAUAGAAAUUAGGUUACGUUAUGUUGUUGAGUGUAGUUUUGUUUCUAUGGUAAAAUAAGCAAGCCAGAUGCAAAGUGACACAUUGCAUAGAUUUUCAUAUGUAAGAGAUACUCUAAACAUUAAAACACAUUUCAGCUUAAAAGGGAUACCAUAGCAAUUUUUGUGUAUAGAUUAUACCCCUGCAGUCUAGCUGUGCAAUUCUCUGCUAUUUAGGAGUUAAAUCUUUGUGUCUAUGCAGCUGUAGCCAGACCUCCCCUGACUGGCUUACUCAAAAAAAAUGUUUUAAUCCGUUCCAACAGGACAAUAUGUUUAUUUCAGAAGUUCUUAUCUGCUGCAGGAAAUUAGAAAUUAAACAGACUGUUUAUAUUAUUAUAUGUUACUUAUAUAGUGAUUAAUUGUCGGUGGAAACACACUCUUAUAUUUCUUUCCUCUAUGUUCAGGUUUGGCCUAUCUGCAGAAUUUGAAUUUUGAGCGAAUCGUCAUGUGUCAGCUCAAUCCUCUAAAGAUUUGUCUUCCUUCAGUGGUUAACUUUUUUGCUGCAAUUACGAGGUACAUAAAAUCAGAUGAUUAAUGCUUGGGUAUCCUAUAGAAAGCUAUACAUGCCCAUGUUUUUAAUGGGCCCUCUGUGCAAUUUUAGUUGUUAUGGUUCUUGUUGUCUGUAUCUGCAAUCCCCCUAGUUUUUGGUCAAACAGUUUUCUAGCAGUUUAACCAAAAUCAGGGGACCUGAAGCAACCACAGCCCAACCUUUGCUAUCAAAUUGCUAAUGUGCAGGUUAUGUACAAAACUGAUGUUAUUAAUGCAAAAAUGGAACUUCCUCAUUACAUAUCUGGUAAGUUAGGGCCAGGCUGCAGGUGCCAUGUAGAUUACUUGGAAACGGUUUGACCGAGAAUGGGCGGAUAAAGUCAUAGUCUAUUGGCAACGUGAUCACUACAACAGAAUGCUUUCUACAUUCUGGUUUACAUAGAAUUCUUUUCAUUCCCUAGCUUGUAUUGGCAUGAGAUUUCAGUGAUAAUAAGACCUUUAUGAUAAUAUGCUUUUAAAUCCUGAUUAAACAUUGGAAUUAAAAGAAAGGUCUAUGUCUCACUUGUUUAUGUCUAAGUACUGCCAUAAACAACCAGCAGCUAUCAUGCAAUUCAGUUAUAAUAUGUAGAGGUGAGUGAUUUUCCUAUCUCACAAGUAGGAAAAUCAAGUACUCAAAACAAUUGCAGGAGUGAUAGAGAUGUCGGCAAACAUUUGGAAAGAAAAAAAAAAUACUUUAUGUGACUGAUGCAGUUCUGUAGGCAAAAGUUGAUUUAGAAUGAGAGCUAAUUAGAAGGUUUGACAUCUCUCCUGCUAACACGGUGGAUUCUAGGGUAGUUAACGGGUUUAUGACAAAUCCUUGGUCAUGAGAGGAUUUUAAAGUAUAUGUUCUCCAAGGAGCCCAUUUGUUACUGAGGUGUGUGAUCUAGUAAGAUGUUUCUGGACAGAGCAGAGGUACUCCACCUUUCUACAAUGGGUGAGUGUCAAACCUCACCAAAUUAAGACCUGCCUGGUAACCUAUCCCCUGUAUUUAACAAAUAGGUAUGAAAAUUAAAUGUAGAAUUAAUCCUGGCCUCAUUAUCCGGCAACUGAGCGCCUCUAUCUUAGCUCCCUGUCAGUCAUUUUUAUAAGCCCUGUCCAGACAGAAUAUAGAGAAGAGGAGAAAUUAAACCGGGCAUCUAUUUCUCUUCCUUGUAAUAGAAAGAAAGAUUUGCGGUGCACACAGAGGUUUACAUCUCAAUGCAGAUUUUUCAGAAAACAGAGUGACAACGUUUCGACUCAAUCCAUAACUUUAUACAGUGAGGGGGGAAAGUAUUUGAUACUCUGCUAUUUUUGAACGUUUGCCCACUGACAAAGAAAUGAUCAGUCUGUAAUUUUAAUGGUAGGUGUAUUUUAACAGUGAGAGAAUAACCUAAAAAAAAUCCAGAAAACGCAUGUCCAAAAAGUUAUAAAUUGAUUUGCAUGUCAAUGAGUAAAAUAAGUAUUUGACCCCUUUUGAGUUAGUACUUGGUGGCAAAACCCCCACUGAGGUCAGAUGUUUCUUGUAGUUGGCCACCAGGUUUGCACACAUCUCAGGAGAGAUUUUGUCCCACUCCUCUUUGCAUAUCCUCUCCAAGUCAUUAAUGUAUCAAGGCUGACGUUUGGCAACUUGAACCUUCAGCUCCCUCCACAGAUUUUCUAUGGGAUUAAGGUCUGCAAACUGGCUAGGCCACUCCAGGACCUUAAUGUACUUCUUCUUGAGCCACUCCUUUGUUGGCUUGGCUGUGUGUUUUGGGUCAUUGUCAUGCUGAAAUACCCAUUCACGGCCCAUUUUCAAUGCCCUGGCUGGGGGAAGGAGGUUCUCACCUCGUCCAUAGUCCCUUUUCUGCCAUGCAGUUGUCCUAUCCCCUUAGCAGUAAAACUCCCCCAAAGCAUAGUGUUUCCACCUUCGUGUUUGACGGUGGGGAUGGUGUUUUGGGGAUCAUAGGCAGUAUUCCUCCUCCAAAUACGGCGAGGUGAGUUGAUGCCGAAGAGCUUGAUUUUUGUCUAAUCUGACCACAACACUUUCACCCAGUUUUACUCUGAAUCAUUCAGAUGUUCAUUUGCAAACUUCAGAUGGGCCUGUACAUGUGCUUUCUUGAGCAGGAGGACCUUGCGGGCGCUGCAGGAUUUCAGUCCUUCACGGUGUAGUGUGUCCAAUUGUUUUCUUGGUGACUAUGGUCCCAGCUGCCUUGAGAUCAUUAACAAGAUCCUCCUGUGUAGUUCUGGGCUGAUUCCUCACCGUUCUCAUGAUCAUUGAAACUCCAUGAGGUGAGAUCUUGCAUGGAGCACCAGACCGAGGGAGACUGACAGUUAUUUUGUGUUUCUUUCAUUUGCGAAUAAUCGCACCAACUAUUGUCACCUUCUCACCAAGCUGCUUGGUGAUGAUCUUGUCGCCCGUGCCAGCCUUGUGUAGGUCUACAAUCUUGUCCCUGACAUCCUUGGAGCUCUUUGGUCUUAACCAGGAGGGAGAGUUUCGAAUCUGAUUGAUUGAUUGCUUCUGUUAACAGGAGUGCUCCUAAAUUCAGCUCGUUACCUGUAUAAAAGACACCUGGGAGCCAGAAAUCUUGCUGAUUGAUAGGGGAUCAAAUACUUAUUUCACUCAUUGAUAUGCAAAUCAAUUUAUAACUGUUUUGACUUUUUUUUUGUUAUUCUGUCUCUCACUGUUAAAAUAAACCCAACCAUUAAACGUAUAGACUGAUAAUAUCUUUGUCAGUGGACAAACAUUCAAAAUCAGCAGUGGAUCAAAUAUUUUUUCCCCUCACUGUAAAGGCUAACAUGUAGAGUUGAAAGGUUUCCAUUCAUUUGUCAAUGUAAAUGUGCACUUGGAAGACCUCUUGGUUCCCAAACAUCUCUUUGUUUCAUGGAUUAGAAUAGGAAUAGUCUUAUUGUUUUUAUAGCGUGUGCAAUACUUUAACUGUAUUUCUAUUUUUCUCCUCAUCUGCAAUGUGUGCCUUGGCUGAACUAGACUGUGAUUUAAUAGCUAAAUCUUUAAUAUACAUUUAAAAGAAAAGAGAAUUUCACUUAAAAAAAAAAAGUUCAACACAAGUUAUAGGUGAUUUUCAAUGUUUUAUUCACCAUUGUAAUUUCCUGCAAACUGAUUGUUCUCAUUUAAGGAGAAAAGUGGAAAUGUGACAUCAGAGUAUGCAAAUAUAGCUUUAAGCCUUGUUGUUGCAUCUUUGCUAAACCUUGUCUUCUGUGAAACCCCAGGAAAUACCAGUUGGUGUUUUGCUACACAAUCAUGGAGAGGAACAGUCGGCAGAUGAUCCCUAUUGUAAGGAGCAGCUUGGGCGGGGACUCUACCCAAACAUGCACAAAUCCACUUGACAGCUUUUUUCCUUUUGAUCCAUGUAUUUUGAAAAGGUAAGGGUUUUUUCUCUCCUUCUAGGAUGCCAUUCGUUAUAUACUUACUAGUACACUUAUCUUGAUAAACUCAGCAGACCGGAAUAAAUGCAGGUCACAGCAUUUUAGCCAAACAUUAGUGAGGCUCAUACUAACCCCCACCAGCAUGGUGAGGUGGCUCAACUGGGGUAGGUUAAUCCACCAAUUGUGGCAAAUCAGCCCUUGUCCUGCAGCUACAUUACCAGGGCGAAGCUCUGAAAUCUUUCUCAUGGUAUCCCACAACUGUCCUCAAGUGUGCUUCAGCCAAAUUGUGAUAUAUAUUUUUGGAAUAUUUCUGUCUGCCUGAAGAGCAAGGUCUAUGGGCAUGCACUUGACAUGGUGCCCAAACCCCACACCACAUAUUUAAUUUUUUUUUUUUUAAAUGUCUCGAAUGCUUUGUGCUCUUCAUAUGAGGAUUUUUGUUCAGUCGCAGCAUGUAACCAGUGUCGUCUUGAUUAUUUAUUCAUGUUGUGCCUUUUUAAAUUAUGAUGUUUGAAACAAUGAUGAUGAAGAUGAUGAUGAAUUUAUAAUAUUUUGAGCUCUGGAGGUGCCACAAAUAAUUUUAUUUUUGUUGUUUUUGUUUUAAAUCAUGGGCACUAUCUAUUAAAUAAACACUCCAAUGUGAAGAAAAUGUAUUUUCUUUCUUUUUUUUUUUAAUAUACAUUUAUUUUUAUUUGUUAUACAGUUUUAUAGAUAUACCCACAAUAAAAACAUGCAUUUUAUUAUGCAUGUUUUUUUUGGGUAUAUCUAAAAUGGCUUUCAAAAGAUUUAAGUUUGUGUGGGGGGGGGCGUUGCUAACUUCCGAAGUAAGCGGACGCAUGGAGUGAGAGCUCCAUUCCUGAAUGAACUAAAAGCCUGAUUAUUAGCUGCUAACACUGCCCUGCUGCCGGCAAAACAGCACCCUAGCACAGCCCAUACAAUGGCACUGGCAAAACAAAAUAAGUUAACGGACCCGAUCCGCCAAGCUAAAAAAGACCGCCUACGGCCUACUCAAGAUGGCGACGAAGGCCUAUCUCUAUCGCUGACGUCUGAAACCCUGCAGGAAUCGGACCAAGAAGGGCCGCUACACUGAUGUGCCAGUCACUGAAAGAAGACUUUACGCCAUGCUACAAGAGUUCAGGGUCACUGACUUAAAGCGGGCGAUCUUGCGAAAUUAAGCCGGAGAUCUUGGAACUGGGUAAACGGACAAACUGCCUGGAGGCCCGCACCGAGGAACUCUGCUCAGAGCAUGACACAAUGGCGGACACAGUGCAACAUUUAGCGGAGGAGCAUCUACAACUCAAAUGCAAUGCCGACUUGAAAGAUCGCUCCAGGCGGAACAAUGUUCGCUUCUGCGGGAUCCUGGAAAAUGUGGCAACUGAUAUGCUCUCAGACUACAUAAUGGGACUCUGCUAAUCCCUGUUGCCAAACGUUACGGAGAAUUAAUGACUCCUUGAUCGGGCACACCGCCUACCAAGGCCUCCAAGACUCACUCAAGAUACGCCUCGUGAUGUGGUAGUGUGAUUCCAUUAUUUCAAAAUGAAAGACGCACUACUCACGGCGGCACGUAAGCUUCCCAAGCUGCCAGAGCCCAGUGACGAAGAUGCUAAGGAACCACAACAUAUAAUACCAAUGGGGCUAUCCAACAAAGAUCCUCAUAUUGAGGAACGAAAAAAAUCACACCGUCAACGAGCUACAGGUGGGCAUGCGUCUUAAUAAAGAAUGGGGUCUGUUUUCUGCACAAGCACCAGCAGCAAUGGCUGCUCCGUCGCCGAAGCAACUCCAGGGAGAGUGGCAGAUGGCGGGAUCACUCAACAAUGCCUAAGGAACUGUACCUCCGGGACUGUAUCUCACCAGCCUGAUAACUAUGUGGACGUGCAUAUGUAAUAUAUAUCCUUUAAGUUGCAUGAUGAUUUGGGGCUGUUUAAGUAUAUGCUUAUAGGAGUCUGUCACAAUGAACUGGUCAACCUAUGUCUCAUGGCGACUGACAUGACCCCAUUUUCGAGCGGUUUAGCCAUACGAGCGCCGCUCGGGACCCUGGCUGCAAUCCAUGAACCGGCGCAGAGUGGCAUGCUUGGGCACGGUGGUGUGUGGGUCGCGGUUGGGCCCCGAGCGGUGCUACACACAAAAUGAACUAGCUCAAAUACCCGUCCCUUAUGGGAACAGGAUAAUGUUCGCAUACUUGGAGGGUACUCACUAAAGGCGGGAGGUGGGGUUCCUAGAGGUACUAAAUAUGGGCAUAAAUUUGAUUCAUAACCUAAUGCAGUUCUACUAUGCAAAGCAUGUAAGGUCGUUAAUGCCUAGCUCCGAACACUGAGCGUACCCCCAAGGAUGAGCACAGAAGCUGGAUGUUGUUACCGACCUGUGCCUCACCCAAGAGGAGCACCAACUGUGACGAAGGCGCUAUAUAUAAGUCCCAACUUUGCCAAUCACGCUCCGUACUACCAAAAUUCCAGGUUUCACGGUUCAGCAAGCACUUAACUAGAGAUAAUGGAUGACUCUUUCAAAAUUUCCAUGAAUGUUAAAGGCCUAAAUAGCCCCCCCCGUGCAGACUAACUGCCCAGGAGAUGACUAAAUCUACGGCGGCAAUCGCAUGCUUGCAUAAGUCCUACUUUUGUGCACGAAAACCCCCCGAAUAUAAUAUACCUAUCAUGCCAUGUCCCACACCAAGUUGAAAGGUGUCUACGUUUACUUACACGGCGACUGGGUCUUCGCCCCCACUAAGCGAUGUGCUAGCAGAGAUGGCAGGCUGUUAAUACUGGUGGGCUCCCUAAAUGGCCUCCAAUUAACUGUUGUCUUCUUAUAUGCCCCGAACAACACACAGAAGACCUUCUUUUUUAAAGAUUCUUUAUUUCGUUUUUCAUAAAGGCAAUUUUACAGAAAGAAAGUUUGGUUGUAUAGGUAACAACAAUUGGAUAUGACUUUGGGUUGUUUGCAUGUGAGUCUGGCACAUUAAUCAUCGUUGUCAUUUUUCUAUACCCUCUAUCGUGGACCGCUAUUUGGUGAGGGUCAUGGUGUCGGCAUAGUUGUUUAUGUUGCCUGCUUUCGUUUCUUUUAACGAAGGGGGUUUGGUUGGAAUACUAUGCCCUAGGUUGGGUAGCGGUCCGGUUUGCUAGCUUCUUUGGCUGAGAUUGGUGGUAUAGUUUGUGGGUCUGCUGUGCCAGGGGUAUUGGUGGGGGGUUGGCUGGUGUGGAGACUGCUGCUUUUAUUGGGUAGAGUUGGGUCUGCUGAGCCUGACGUGUAGAUUCAGCCACCACUUAGCAAACUUACUACACUCACACGAUUACUAUGAUGUAUGGCGCAACCUAUACCCCAGCACGAGGGACUACACAUUUUAUUCACCAGUCCAUAUGACAUACACCAGAAUAGAUCUUUGCCUUUUCGAUAAAAGAACAUUUCUGCAUACCGCUAGGAUGCAUAUUGGUCCCAUCACAUAAACGGACCAUGCCCCGCUACUGAUAACCAUGCAAAUCCCACACCCAGCCAAGGGGAGAGGCGCAUGACAGCUAAACAAAGCCAUUUUAGACAACCCAGACUGUCUCCCCAAACCUAAGGCACACCUAGCCACUUACUUUGAGGUCUACACACAUUGCACGACCUCGGCUGCCAUCCAAUGGAUAGCCCAUAAGGCAGUAAUGAGGGGUAAUCUUAUACAACUAGGCUCCCAAAUUAAAAAAAAAAUCAAUCUGCACAGCGCAAGACAGGCUGGUUCAGGAGGUCUCUGUGGCAGAGGCCAAACACAAAACUAACCCCUCCAAACAAAUUCACAAGCUCUUGCAAGCACUCAAAGCAGAACUCCUUUCCCUACAGUUACAGACUACUGAAAAACACCUACGCUACUUAAAACAACCCCACUUCACUUCAGGCAACAAACAAAAACAAACACUGCAUAAAACAUAUACAUUCAACAUAUUCCCAGAUAGCUUAGAUCUGAGCGCACAUUAUUACCGAAUGGCGCUCAGAUCACCUACAUACAGUUCAAUCACCAUGGAGCCAAAGUCUUUCCCAUAGUCUUUCGUUAUACGAAUACGCUCCAUGGCAUAGCUAUCUGGGGUAACACUGUUCAUACAUUAAAAUACAGAAUGGACCGGCGUUCAGAUAAAUUACUAAUUGCAGGAGAAGGGAGGUCGGUGGCUCAGCGGUGUUUGUGAAUAUACUGUCCGUUUUCAGUUUCAUGGUUUUGUAGCUGAACACCGCUGGCUGUUUAAGAUGGCCGCUGCCACGUGUUCGGCUAUACGAACAACGGCCACCCAGCGUUUGUCAAUUAAGCUGCGGUUAACCGCUGCUUCUGGGAGGUAAAUUACUGGCACACUCCAUACCCAGGUGGUCCGGCAGAAAGGCACGAACAAGCCUUUCAAAGGGGAAAAUCAAGCUUUUUAACACAGGGCCAUAGUCCAGAGGUAGGCGGGCAACCAGGCUUCUCCAGAACAUAGUGUCGAGGUUGGUUUUGCCACAAGUUUAUUUUUUUUAUUUUUUACAUAUUGCUUUAAAACUUGAGCCAUAAAAUCUAUUUUUUUUAACCAUGCUUUUUAUGUAAAUGCUAACUCAUGAUCACAAUUUUUAUUAGUCUUGCCAAUUUUCAAUGUUUAUAUUUGAACAGGUGUAAGAAGGUUAUUGAUCCUAUUUAUCAGAUAUGGGAGGAAUCGAAUGCUGAAGAUUUUAAAGGAGGUCAUAAACAUGUUAAGGUAACGGUGCAUAUGCCACAUCCCCUAUGUUAUAUUAAUGUAAAAUUAAGGUGCUUCUACCAAGCAUUUCCAUCCAAAUAUAACAAACACGAAAACUGUGAAAAGGCAGGUUGUAUGGCUCAGUAUGAGAACGCCUUGGUGCUCUUAUAGGAAGCGCUCAACCUUUCUUGCAGGGCGAUCCUCCCUCAAAGGCAAGAAAAACAGACAGGAGAGUAGAGAUAGUGUAAUACUGUUGACUCCAAUAAAUACAGAGAAAGGGGGUUAGUGUAUUGCAACUAGCCUAACCCAAAGCUGGAGAUAUCUGGCUCUGAAGUAUAAUAGCUUAGGUCAGUUAAAGGGACACUAUAGUUACCUGAACAACUACAGCUUAUUGAAUUUGUUCUGGUGAGUAGAAUCAUUACCUUCAGGCUUUUUUCAGUAAACACUGUCUUUUCAGAGAAAAUGCAGUGUUUACAUUACAGCCUAGUGAUAGAUUCACUGGCCACUCCUCAGAUGGCUCCUAAAGCUGCUUCCUUGGGCAGAGCUGCAGAGUAAGCAGCACUGCCAUUCAGUGUCUCCACCCUCUGCAUGCAGACACAACUUUCCUCAUAGAAAUGCAUUGAUUCAUUGCAUCUAUAUGAGGAGAUGCUGAUUGGCCAGGGCUGUGUUUGACUUGUGCUGGCUCUGCCCCUGAUCUGUAAACAGUCUCAGCGAAUCCUAUGGGGAAGCAUUGUGAUUGGCUCGGACCAGCACUUCUGCUGAUAUCAGCAGGUCAGAGGCAGACAGGGGCAGAGCCAGCAGCUACAGACUUGAGUACAAGUAAGAUUUUACUAUAUUUAGGGAGGUGCUGAGGGGGGGGGGGUUAGGCGGGGUUGGUGGAUUUAACGUUCUAGGGUCAGGAAUACAUGUUUGUUUUCCUGACCCUAUAUUGUUGCUUCAAAGCAUGACACUGCCCAGUGUUUGUCUUUUUCAUGUUAUAUUUGCAUUUGAGAUUUAUUCAUAUAUAACAAGUGAUAAGCGUAUCCCCUAUUCCACUUGUGCCCACUAUUAUUAAGCACUCCGCACGUUGAUAUGCAGGAGAUUUUUCACUUAUAUAUACUUUUUGUUUUUACAUUGGGUGAGGGGAAGAAGGUAUCCCUUCACAUGUGCUUUUUGAGCUGCUUGUUUAAUAUCAUUUACACUGGUUUUUAAGCACUAUUGUUACACAUAAAAGGACACUUUUAUAUUUAAUACAUUUUAAGUUAACUUAUUUAAGGCUGUUUAUAAUUACUCCUUAUGUGAACAUUUUUUUUUAUCUGUGUAUUUCAUAAAUCCAGGGAGUUGGUGCAGAUGAAGAAGAUGACUUUCUAAAAGGAGAGACCCCUCACAGCGAUACUAUGGUUGGAAUGACUCCAGGUUCCUUGGAAGCUCACUUUAGGAGCCCUUCAAGCAGUGUGGGCUCUCCUCCAGUGUCUUUCCUCCAACGUCCCUUCUGAGCACCUCUCAGUAAACAAGAAUACACAACAUUGCUCCACGGAGCUCCUGCGUUAGUCAGGCUUCACCUCACCUAUGCUCGUCAGUAAGAGGAACGAACACUAAGUUUUGUAUGUGAGUGAAUAGUAUGACCAGCAGGCAGCAUCAUUACACUAACACUAGAAGACCAGUUCCAAAAUCACAGGACAAUAUUGAGGAUUGGUCAUGUGAUUAUCCGUGUAAUCAUUUCAAAUUUGAGUGGUAUGUGCUGCUCAGGGGCUCUGAUCUUCUAGCAGAGGGUGUCAAAACAAAGAACUGGUUUGAGCCUGGUUUAGUAGUCUUAUAUCAGACAUAAACUUAAACUAGUUAAGUCAAGAAAAGAGCAGAAGAGGGCAAUUUCAGCGCCUAUUCUGCUAUGAUUGGGUACCCACCUCCUCUACGGUCUCAUGGUAACAAAAUGUACCCAAUGUGAAAUUAAAUGCUGAUGUAUUUAAUUUAAACUCUGACUGUUGAAUAGAUCGGUUAACAAUAUGGCACUGUAUUCCAGGCAGUGGUUUAUAUGAAAUCAAGGUUUUCCUUCCAGAUUUCUUUAUAAAUACAGUACUUUGUACUGUGAACGCCAGAGUGAUUGGGCAUUUCACUGGCUAUAACUAAUGGUGGCUGUUUAGAGCCUUUUAAAAUACCCCUGUUUUAGAAUGAAUCCUGCAGCAUUCUUUGAAUGUCAAUUGAUCUCUUCAAAAUGCCAUUUGGGUAAUAUGCAGUCUUUGUCCUAUAGCGAGUCUUUUUCUUUCUCAAUAAUACCAGAUUUCUAUCCAAAGGUAAUAUUAUUUUUUUUUGCUGAAUUUGUCUGAUUUAUUCUUAAAGCAGAUUUGUAAGUAGAUUACACAAUGUGAUGCCAAUUAUUUAUUUGUAAUUGGGGGAGAAAGGGCAAUGUGGGGAAGUGAAGACAAACGACACAACAGAAUUUUGAUCCCUGUUGGCAGAUUUUCUUCCCCUGUGUGUUAUCAUGUUGUAUAGUUUGGAACAAAUGUAUCAAUUGCCUUUAUAUGAAUUCUGAUUUUGUUUGUAUUAAAAUCGAUAUCGUAAUAUAUUUUUUGUUUGUGACAUGACAUUAUUGUGCUAAUUUGUUUGUUUGUACUUGUAAUUGUUGAGUGUUUAAAAAUGGAAGGAGUUUGUCUUGUAUUUAAAAUCUGCUGUUCAAAUAAAAUACUUGCUUUACCUGAA
Pelobates cultripes (western spadefoot toad) is the source of this 32660-nucleotide messenger RNA. NCBI's taxonomy places the organism in Eukaryota, Metazoa, Chordata, Amphibia, Anura, Pelobatidae. The record is from the annotation of a GenBank genome assembly.